AUGACGAGUCUUCCCACUCUUGACUUUGCUAAAUUUACCAAUGGCUCGAACCUCGACCAGUUGAAUCUGGGAAAUGCUUUGGUCAAAUCGUUCAGGGACCAUGGAUUUGUAAAAUUGAUCAAUCACGGUCUUCCUGACGCGACCACCAAGGCGUUGCUGAAUUUUUCGAAAGAGUUCUUCAAUCUUCCCGCAGAAAUUAAAGAUGACAUUGUCUGCAUUCGCAGCCCUCACCCUCAGCGAGGGUGGAGCCGUGUGGGCUCAGAACAGACUUCGAAGUUAAGAAAAGAGAACAUCAUAAACCGCAACGCGAGCGAGCUGAUGGACGAACGAGAGCAUUUCGAUGCUGGGCCGCUGGAUGACACUCAAUAUCCCAAUCUUUGGCCUCGCGAGGAUGCUUUGCCCGGAUUUCGAGAAUUCAUGGAGCAUACCUAUCAGCAAUGUCAGGAGAUCUCGCUGCGGAUCGUGGCAGCUAUUGAAGUCGGCCUCGGACUACAGCCUGGCGCACUCGUCCGGCGCUGCUGUCCGGCAGCCAGUGAGAUUCGCAUGAACCGCUACCCUCCGGUAUCAAUGGAGCGCUUGGCAGACGGCCGCGUCAAGCGCACCUGGCCACAUACCGAUUUUGGCAUCAUCACCUUGCUAUUUCAGGACCACGUCGGCGGCCUGGAGCUUGAGGACCGAGCCCGGCCUGGGACAUUUGUCCCAGUGACGCCGGUCAAUGUCGGUUCAGGCCAGAAAAGCGAGAUGGUAGUCAACAUCAGUGACACGUUUCAGCGAUGGACCAACGGCGUUAUCAAAGCAGGUCUUCACCAAGUUUCAGCUCCUCCCGCAUACAAGACCAGCGCUGCUGACGGUAUCCUUCUCGAACGCCAUUCGUGUGUUUUCUUCUUCAAAGCCAGUCGUAACACUUCGGCCGGUCCGCUUCCCGAAUUUGUGACCCCGGAGAACCCUGCUCAUUAUGACGAGAUCACCGCGUUGGAGUACCAGCAAAGAAUGACGAAAGAGUUGUAUUAG
Messenger RNA from Diaporthe amygdali, 1011 nucleotides. RefSeq lists its product as uncharacterized. The transcript has 3 exons. NCBI's taxonomy places the organism in Eukaryota, Fungi, Ascomycota, Sordariomycetes, Diaporthales, Diaporthaceae. Gene Ontology annotation, molecular function: dioxygenase activity. The coding region runs from base 1 to 1011 and encodes 336 amino acids. The record is from RefSeq and is a predicted model, not a curated record.